Messenger RNA from Cyclopterus lumpus (lumpfish), 2541 nucleotides. It is a transcript of the gene gtf3c4, whose product is annotated as general transcription factor IIIC, polypeptide 4. The record is from RefSeq and is a predicted model, not a curated record. Gene Ontology annotation, biological process: transcription initiation at RNA polymerase III promoter. The transcript has 5 exons. Gene Ontology annotation, molecular function: protein binding; histone acetyltransferase activity. Lineage: Eukaryota; Metazoa; Chordata; Actinopteri; Perciformes; Cyclopteridae. The coding region runs from base 27 to 2363 and encodes 778 amino acids. Gene Ontology annotation, cellular component: transcription factor TFIIIC complex.
GUCACUUCCACCGCAGGGUAAAAAACAUGGCGGCUGCCAGUGUGUCAGUUUCGGCACAAACACCGCUCAGAAAUGUAGUCAUUAAGACCGAGACAGAAGCCGGCGACGAUGUGCACAUUUGCCCGGAGGAGGUGCCGGUUAAGCGGGACCCCGUCGUCCCGCUCACGACCCCGGUCAGCGGGCUGCAGCCGCUCGCCUGGUCGCAGGACCACCGCCUGGCUGUGUGCACCACCAGCUCCGUGUCGCUGAUGGAGCUCGUGUGCGACGUCCACAGCAGCACACAGGAGCUGACGCUGCACAGGACCUCCAUCCCCGUCCCGACCGAGGCGACCACACUGCGGGUGGGACCCGCAGCGGAGCUCGCUAAAGCGGUGGAGACGUUCUCGACACACUUGGACCCCUCAAUAAGACAAGUUUUUAUGGCCGACAAAGUGAUGAACCCGUCGAUAGGAACACGCAAGGGAAUAAAAUAUGCCAGUUGGUCUCCGUUAGGCUGUGACUUCCACGGGCGCUGUCUGCUCGCUUGCCUAACACUUGACCACAGACUCACCAUUCACAACAGCCACAAGCGCCUGGAGUGGAACACGCUUGUUGAUCUCACCCAAAAGUACGGCGACAGGCUCAAGGAGCGAGGCUACUCCAGAAAGGACAACAAGCCCCCGCAGGCGAACCUGCUGGACUUUGACGAGCUGCAGCGGCGCUUCCGCAUGCAGACCCCCCUGAGGAUGGAGUGGUCGAGCGUUUACACGACCAAGCAGGUCCAGCCCAACAACACGUGCAAAGACAUGGAGAUGGUCCUCCUCGCCGUCCUCAUGGAAAACGGUGACCUUGUUCUGUGGAAGUUUGUGUUGCCCUCUUUGAGCGACGCAGGUGUCACGUUUUAUGACAUCGUCGAGUCGGGCGUGACGAGGCCCAGUGACCUGGCGUGGUGGGAGUACGAAAGCACCGACCGGCGGAUGAGCGGCUUGAUCGUCGGCAGCGAGGUGGGGCCCGUCAAGAUCGUGCCGGUCAGCCUGUCGGGAGUGAAGGGCUACUUCACCCUCCGACACCCGGUCAUCCUCUGGAAGGAGUGCGACGAGAUCGCCGUGGAGAACCUCAAAUGUGUCCCGAUGAUCCACCCGAUCAAGAAGUCCAGCUGCAGCCUCAUCGUGGCCUCGCGCGGCUGCUAUGUCUUUUGGUGCCUGCUCAUGAUCUCGCCGGCCGGACUAAAUGUGCACAACUCUCACGUGGCGGGGCUGCACUCGCUCCCCGUGGUCUCGCUGGCGAUCAGCCAACACAGCGUCGCAGUGUACACGUGUUCUGUGGACGGGUGGAUAAAAAAGCUGACGCCGACGUUCACGGAGAACACGUUAAUUUUCAAACAAGAUGACAUGUUGCAACCCGAGAACCUCUCCGAGAGGAGGAUUCACGGGAUUGCGGUGAGCCACAACGGAGCGUACAUUGCGCUCGCCAGCACGCAAGGUAUGGUCGACGGCUAUCAUCCAAUCGACAGGACUUACCAGGUUGACUUUGUGACCCUGAAAACAUCGGAAGCGGCUGCAACGCUGCUGCUCAAGUCCCCCACGCAGAACUUGUACAAAACGGCCGACCUGCUGGAUCUCGUGAGGUGGCAGAUUUUGAAAAACAAGUGCAUCCCUGCGUCGCUAUUGGACGAGCUCGACCGAAAGAUCCAGGCAGUCGACUCGCCCUACUUGUGGCGUUUCAAGCUCUUCUUGGUGCGGAUACUUUACCAGUCACUACAGACGCCUCUCACGGACCACUGCUGGAAACCGACGCAAGAGAAAAAGGUGUUUGUAAGGGUCGAGGAGGAGGGAGCAAAGGACAAAGAUGACGACGCGACGCUGCCGCAGGGGGAAGGCGAGCCCGGCCAAGUGAAGCAGGAGAAGGAGAUUCUGGAUGAGCAGAUGGAGGAGGUGCAGGCUUGGAUCAAUGCUGUGGAGAGCCACAUGAUGAGAGAAAACAUGAAGAAGGUGCUGGGGGUGGUGUACCUCAACACCUGGAUUGCUCAGAACACCAGCAUUCCUACCUGUGGCCUGGUGGAGUACCUCUCCAGAGACAGUAACGACAGAGCGUCAGAGGUCCUGAUUGGCCACAUCAAGAACAAGAUGAACAAGCAGACGUUCUCAGAGCGCUGCAGCCUGUGUCAGGCCGUGCUGCCCUUCUCGGACCACAAACAAGCAGUCUGUAAAAACGGUCACAUGUGGCUCAGGUGUGUGUUGUCAUACCAGGCCUGCCAGACGCUGACGUUCAGGCGUUGCCUCCUGCUGGAUACCAUCGCCAGACUGCCAGAGCCUGAGGAUCCAGAGUGGAUAAAGAAGAUACUGCAGGCGCCCUGCACGCUCUGCGACUCGCCGAUGAUCUAGAACCGACCGAUGGAAGGAAUCUCAGGGCGUCCCUGCGACCUCCAGAGCUUCCCGCUCUGACGCAGGGUCCACUUUUGUCAGACAUCACUGUUAAGAUUUUUUUAUUUCAUGUAGUUUGUUCACGGUUUAUGUCUUUACAUUGGCAUCUUAAAAGUUCAAAUAAAAGGCUUUGAUUAUG